GAGUACGCUCACUUUGAUUGUGAUAACAUCAGAGCUGGUGUUUUCCAUUCAGCCUUUCAUUGAGACGCUGAAUAAGAUCCUGAGAGAUCCUUACUGUACAGCUGAUUAGGAGAGUAUGGAUUAUUUACCCUUCUGAAACUGAAGUAAGAAUUCAGAACACUUGCAGUAACCAUUUGCAACCGAGACACAAAAUGAAGAUCUCUCCUUUGGGUGUGCUGAGCUGCGCAUUGUUUGUUCUUACCUUCCAGGUCACAGUUACAGAUGAAGCAAACUUAUCAAUGAUGCCAUAUUAUGCAGAGCUAACAUUUGAUGGAAAAAUAACUGACAGAAUCUUCCUCACUACCAUCCUGACUGGUGAUGCAAACAAUGUCACCAUAACCAACAUUAGCAUCACUACAGACUGCAGUGUCACUGGCCACGUAGCAGAAUGCAGAUGCCAACAAAACUAUACUUGGAGUGGCCCUGUAUGCAUGUUGUACCCGCAUUGCUGUUUGAACAAAAUAUUCUGCAGAAUUAAUGUAUCAGAUGACAUACUAAUGUGUCUACCUAAGAAAAGAGUAACUGUGAGGGGAACACUUACUAUACCUGGCACAUUUACAGAAGAUCUUAAUGACAUUAAGAGUGUUGCCUACACAAACCUUUCAAAAAAGGUUGGAGACCAGUUGAAGAUACAUUUCAGUGAUUUGAAUGAAUUUAACUGUGUGAAAAUCAUUAGCUUCAGAGAACAAAUCUAUUCAAGCACAGGAAGCAUUAUUGUUGAAUUUGUAAUGCUCACGAAUGCACCUUUCACCAAUAAGAUGCUUCUAGACAGAAUGGACAAUGCUUCUAGUUCAUUGAAUGGUAGUAUGAUGACAGUAAACACAACAGGAAUUGUUAAAAUCACCAUCAACGAAGGAAAUGGAAAGAUUGUUAAAUUUGGAGUUCCGGUUGUAAUAGCUUGUACUCUGGAGGACAAUACAGUGAACCCAAAAUGGUUCUUGAGUCAAAACGACAAAUUACUGGAAGUUGUACCAGGAAGUGGAGUGGAAUUUGAUUCUGUAGGACCAGUUUACAGCAUUACCAUUUGGAGCACCAGUGAAAGAUGGGGAGGUAUCUACACCUGUGAGUUUUCGCAAGGUUUAAUAACACACAAAGGAGUUAAAACCCUUAAUGUAGCUCUCUUACCAGAUUAUAUUGUGGGUGUUGCAAACCCACAAUUCCCUGACUGUGGGAACAAAACACCAAUUCAAGUAAAUUCAACUUGCAGUGUCAAAAAGAGCAAUGAGACUUAUACAGUGACAUGGAAUAAUACAAUUUCAAAUCUGACAGUCGCUGAAGACGCCUAUACAUCAGUCUAUAGAAUAACAGUCAAUUGUGCUACUGUUACUCUCAAUGAUAUUACUGUAACGUGUUCAUAUAAAAACACUAUGGGGCAAGUGAAAUCACAAGACAUAAACAUUUCAAUUAUUAAAGGUGGUGAUAAUGUUUGUCCAGAAGAUGGAGAUUGGCCAUUAAGCAAAAGUGGUAAAGUGGCAGUUCUGCAGUGUUUACCUACUGAAGUGGGGACAAGAACACGGAAAUGUGAAGGAAGCAAAUGGGAAAAAGCAGUGGAAGACUGCAUCGACCAAAAAUUAUAUGAAAUACUUCAAAGAGCAGAGGCUAAGAUUGGUGCUGGUACUGUCCCAAAAAUCUUUAAAAACAUUGUCUAUUUAAAAUUCUUCAAUUCAUGA
This is a messenger RNA of Polyodon spathula (Mississippi paddlefish), 1709 nucleotides long. RefSeq lists its product as uncharacterized. The coding region runs from base 192 to 1709 and encodes 505 amino acids. The record is from RefSeq and is a predicted model, not a curated record. The transcript is spliced from 13 exons. NCBI's taxonomy places the organism in Eukaryota, Metazoa, Chordata, Actinopteri, Acipenseriformes, Polyodontidae.